Messenger RNA from Mobula hypostoma (lesser devil ray), 5825 nucleotides. Its product is annotated as tau-tubulin kinase 1-like. Bases 243 to 3623 code for a protein of 1126 amino acids. Gene Ontology annotation, molecular function: ATP binding; protein serine/threonine kinase activity. The transcript is spliced from 18 exons. Gene Ontology annotation, biological process: signal transduction; peptidyl-serine phosphorylation; peptidyl-tyrosine phosphorylation. Lineage: Eukaryota; Metazoa; Chordata; Chondrichthyes; Myliobatiformes; Myliobatidae. The record is from RefSeq and is a predicted model, not a curated record. Gene Ontology annotation, cellular component: cytoplasm; nucleus.
GGCGGCGGAGGCGAGCGGUCGGGCCCGGGCGGCCCGAGGGUGGAGUCAGUGUCUAUGGAGAGCAUUUCGGAGGGCUAUGUUCGGCCACCAGUAGACUGCAUCAUCGCUCACAGCAUGAUUGGUUUCAUACAAUCUCGCCGAUGCUGCAGGUCCGUCGUUCAGCUUUCUCACACCGGCUCUUCCUUUAGCAGGUAAAUGGAGCGGUUUGGUUGGGCGAUGAGUGACCCUUCGCAUGCGGCCCAAUGCAGUGCCUAGCAGUUCCUGCACAGGAAGAGGCAAACAUGAGUGGAGGAAGCGAGCAAGUCGACAUCCUACCUGUGGCAUUUGUGGUGAAGGAUCGGUGGAAGGUGCUGAAGAAGAUCGGUGGUGGGGGUUUCGGGGAGAUUUACGAGGCCACAGACCUGCUGCUACGGGAAAAUGUAGCCCUGAAGGUGGAGUCCGCCCAGCAGCCCAAGCAGGUACUCAAGAUGGAGGUGGCCGUGCUCAAGAAGUUACAGGGGAAGGACCACGUGUGCCGCUUCAUCGGUUGUGGCCGGAAUGAGAAGUUUAACUACGUGGUAAUGCAGCUUCAGGGCCGUAACCUUGCUGACCUGAGGCGCAGCCAGCCACGAGGUACCUUCACCAUGAGCACCACCCUGCGCCUGGGCAAGCAGAUUCUGCAGUCCAUCGAGGCCAUCCACUCUGUUGGCUUCCUGCACCGUGACAUCAAACCGUCAAACUUUGCAAUGGGGCGUCUCCCCUCCACCUUUCGAAAGUGCUACAUGCUGGAUUUUGGCCUAGCACGCCAGUACACCAACACAAACGGAGAGGUUCGGCCGCCCCGUGCCGUGGCUGGAUUCCGAGGGACAGUUCGUUACGCAUCUGUCAAUGCUCACAAAAACCGGGAGAUGGGCCGACACGAUGACCUUUGGUCCUUGUUCUACAUGCUGGUGGAGUUUGCCGUUGGUCAGCUACCCUGGAGAAAAAUCAAGGACAAGGAACAGGUCGGGCUGAUUAAGGAGAAGUAUGACCAUCGGAUGCUGUUGAAGCACAUGCCCUCAGAAUUCCAUCUGUUCCUCGACCACGUCUCCACUUUGGAUUACUUCACCAAACCAGAUUAUCAGCUGAUUAUGUCGGUACUGGAGAGCAGCACCAAGGAGCGCUGCAUCACGGAGAACGAGGCCUUCGACUGGGAGAAGGGAGGGACCGACGCUCUGCUAUCCACCAGCACCCCUACCCAAGCUCAGCUGCAUACCAAACAGACCGCUGCUAUGUUCGGAGUGAUCAAUGUAACUCCAGUGCCUGGGGACGUACAGCGGGAGAACACAGAUGACGUCCUGCAGGACGAGCACCUCAGUGACCAGGAGAAUGCACCAGCCAUGAUCCCUGGCAGGCCCACCGACCUCUCCGGGGCACCUCCCAAUCUGGCCCUAGAAACGGACGCUUGGGAUGAGACCGACAUCAAUCGCAACAAACUACGGAUCAGCAUGAGCAAGACGCAGUGUGUGCUGGAGGACGAACCCAGUCGUAUUCCGUGCCCCAGCUCCCCUGUCCGAGGGGCUGCUGACAGCAGCCAGACCGCCCUGCGGUAUCGCCGUGUCAACAGUCCUGAAUCUGACCGGCUCUCCACCACUGAUGCCCGUGGCGAGGCUCUGGACAAACGGUCCCGGGCGGAUCUCCUGGGCUCCCCAUCCCGCCAGGCCCAGGUGGUGCUGCUCAGCUCGGGGCAGGAGCAGGCAGGGGCUGAGAGGCCGGUCAGCGGACGACUGGAGGUCUCUGCCUCAGCGGAGCAGGAGGCUCUGAGUACUGCCUUCCGGUCAGUGCCGCUGGCCGAGGAGGAAGACUUCGACAGCAAGGAGUGGGUGAUCAUCGAUAAGACUGAGUUGAAGGACUUCCAGCCGGGCGUGGAGGCCAGCUCUUCUGGUACUACCGAUGAGGAACCCGAGGAACUGCGGCCCCUGGAGGGGGCAGAAGCUGCCCGUCCCAGGGUCCUAGAGGAGGAGGGCAGCAGGAGGACAGCCCACUGCCCCUCCACCUCAGAGAGUGGGAGGGAGCUACGAGCCAGCAGUCCCGGCCGCUCACCACUCCACCACUCACAGCCGGGUCCACACACUGCACGCCGUGAGUCAGAACUCUCCACCUCCGAACACCAGAUGGCGAUGCCCACUGUGGACUGGACACCCCCGGGGGUAUCGGGAGCCUCCACCAGCCCCCCACAGCUCUGGGUCACCCCUGUGGGCUGGCACCUGGUGCAAUGUGAGGCGGGGUCAAAGGGCGAAGAGCUGGCCAGCAGUGGGGCUCCAGAGGAGGGGGUUGGCACGGGGCAGGGUGAGCUGAGCUCAGAGGAGAGCAGCAGGAGCAGUGGGAGCAGCCAGGAGGCAGCGGCCUCCACCCUGCUGGCAGAGGAGGGCCGGGGGCCAGGGCUGGGUCCAGUGCCAAGCCGGGGGCUGGAAGGUGAGGCUGAGCUCGAGGAGGGAUCCAGGACUCUGGUGCUGUUCUCACCAGGGGACGCCCAGCGAUCGCCACUGCCCGAGGUGGCCCAAGAGGGUGAGCAGGGUACACUGGCUGCCCUCACUCCACAGGGUGAGAGGGCGCAGCCCCUGGGAAGCCAGCUAGACGUGUCUGAGCCCGGCACCCUCUCCUCCCUCAUCAAAUCGGAGGCCAGGCCACUGGGCCCACCACCAGCUGCUGCAUCCUGCCCCUUCACAAAGGUAGAGCGCACCUUCCUGCACAUCGCUGAGAAGAGCCACCUCAAUGUCAUGUCGUCAGGUGGGCACCUCCUGCCCCAUGACCAUUAUGAGUUCUUCCAGGCCCUGGAGCCAGGCGGGGAGAGCCUGCAAAAUGGGCCAGCCACCCCACAGUCAACACUAGGCCGGGGGAGGAGGGCCCGUGGCCCUCGUUCUCCCUGCCAGCCUGCCCGACCGAGCCGCAUACCAGUGCUGCUGCCCGAGGAGGAUACGGGCUCUGAGCACUCAGCCUCGGCUUCUGCCUCCCUGAGGGAGCGAUUGGGCCAAAGGGGCAGCCGGCCCCCUCCUGGCUUGGCCCGGCUGCUGGUGGGCCGCAGGCAGGGUUCCCGCAUCCCUGGCGACCAGCAACCCCCCACUGCCUCUGAGGAGGACACAGCCUCUGACAACUCCCUGCACCGGACCCCCGGACGCAGACCACAUAGCAGGAUCCCACGGCCUAUCAGCCCCGCAAAGACCCCGCGGACCCCCUGGGACAGGAGUCUGGCGCAGAACAGCCCACCACGGCCAGGGCACAGGACCAGCUUCCCUGCCCUGGUUCCUGCCUCUCCCACUGAGGAUGCUGUGAAGGCGGCCAUAUCGGCAGCAGGCAGUCCUUGCUCCCAGGGAGGGACGUUGCGCUGUUCCGAGAGUCCAGCCCUCCCCUCCCGCAGUCUCAGCGCCUCAGCCAGGAUGCGCCCCCAGUCGAGGACAGACAGCCCGUCACCGUGCCGGGUCAGGAGGGCAACCUUGGAGAGCCGGAGGCAGCACACACCCUUGUCUGGGGCUGGUCCCAGGCCACAGCUCAGUCCACCAGCCCACUCCUCCAAGGCCAGGGCCCAGUGCGUGGUCAGCAGAGCCAGGCAGCGGGCAGCCAGCUCAGUGACCAGUUCGGCCGAGCGGCAAAUCUUCUGCCCUUGAAGCCUCUACGCCCUGGAUUGGUGAAGGACGGCUGGUACAAGCAGGGUUCCAGGAACUCCACCAGAAUAUUUAACGGCUUCUACAAAGCAGUUACCUUAACGUUUACACAUUUGCAGUUAUAUUGUAAGAUAUGGGGGGUGAUGUAUGCUGCAUGGCACCUGUAUUCCCAGCUCCGACCGAUGGCAUGCGUUCGAUUUCUGCAGCACAGCCCUCUGCGCCUCACCAGGAGCAUCCGAUGGACUCCUCCCAGCACCGGCUGCUCUUGUCCCUGCCCUGGCACAAUGGGUGUGAGUGGCAGGCAUUCUGGCUUGGCCCAGGCCAUUGGCAUCACCUGUCACCGGCACUGAACUUUAAUUAAACACCCUGAUUGCUUGCUCCUCUCUGUGGUUGGACCUAGCCUCCUGUCGGUCAUGAUGCAGCGCUGAGACACCUAAAACUGACGUGAAUCUACAAGGAAGUCAUCACUCACAAACCCAGUUGAAGGGAAGAACGUCACCCAAGGCGGGACUAGGCCAGGGUCAGGGGUCAGCCCACUGACCCUGUGGUGGUGACCUGGGGUGUUUGGGGGCAACCUGGUGAACUUAAGGAGUCAGGGGUCAGUCUGGUGACCCUGCAGGGUUUGGGUUUGACUUGGAGGGUCAGAGGGUUGGCCCAGUGACCCUGGCGGUGGGGGGGUGGAGGGUAGGGUUGAUGACCUGGGGUAGAGCUGGUGGCGGGUGGGGUUCGGGAGGUGUGGAUGCUCCUGACCAGCUCCCUGGGAGCAGGAGCUCACUGCCCUGUCACAUCAGCCCACUGUUCCAAUGUUUGCGACUACACCUUGAAUCCAGGAGCCUGAUCUCAUCGAUCCAUACUCCAGCACUCCAGGGUAUCCCUGUGUGAAUGCGAUGACUCCUUUAGUUCUGAGCAGCUGGGAAGACAGAGGCCAUGGGACAUCCUGCAGCCCUGACUGGGUGGCUUGGACACAGAAAGAGAGAAGCACGAUCCAGCAGAAACAACGCAGCAAGGAGUGGGAGACAACGACCCACUGCACAUACACACGCGGUUCUGGUCACCACAUUAUAGAAGGGAAGGGGUUGCCCUGGAGAUGGUGCAGAGGAGGAUCACCUGGGACAGAGGACUGUAGUCACAGGGAGAAAUUGGAUAGGCUGGGCUUGUUUAUCCUGAAGUGAAGGUGGCUGAAGGAGUCACCUGGUAGAAAUAGAUAAAAUAAUGAGAGGCAUUUAUAGGGAAGAUCAUCAGAAUCUUUUUAGUAAGGAUAUGAAAAUCAAGCGCCUCAGAUUUAGGGUGAGAGGAGGGAGUUUAAAGGGAUUCUGACUGAUAAUUUUUACACAGAGAGUGGCUGCUAUCUGGAACACACUGCCAGAGGGGGAGCUAGAAUCAGGUAUAGUCACUGCAUUUAAGAUGCAUCCUGAGUAUCACUGCAUAGAGUGAUACUGUCCUAAUAGGACUAGCGCAGAUGGACCAAAGCUUGGCAUGGACUUGGUGGACCAAAGGGCUUAUUUCUAUGCUGUACAACUAUGACUAUAACUAUUUUUGUGCCAUCUGCAAACUUACUAAUCACAUGUUAACAUUCACAUCCAAGUGGAACGGUGAGGGUCCCCACUGAUCCUUGUGGUACACCACUGGUCACAGGCCUCCAAUACACCCCUCCAACUGUCCUCACUCUCCUUCCGCCCAUCCUUUCCUUCUACCUAGCUCUCACCCUCUCGCCGUCUUUAUCCCUCAUCCUAACUGCCAGCCCCUCUCCCCCUCGCUCUCUUGCUCUCUCUCUGUCUCUCGCUCACUCUCACUCUCCCACUCAUAUCACCCCUCCUCCCUCCUCCUUGUGCUCCUGUCCCUCCGUCUCCCUCUUUCUCCCACAUCACACUCUUCUCCUCUCCCACCACUCCCCCCCCCCACCCAUCUCCCUCUCCUUACCGCCCCUCCCAAGCUUUGGCAUGUCAGGAUCAUGUGCUGCAUAUUAAUUUGUCAGUCCUGCUGUCACUGUAGGCUGGUGCAGGGCUCUGGUGAGUGUGGGUUCUGUGAGAGGACGUUCCCUGGUCUGCCUAGCCCAGUCUAGUUAAUAGUUGGAUAGUGAAGGACUGUGUUCCUGAACACCCGCUUUGUUCACCACACCCCAAUCAUAUAAUUGGCAGAUUAUUGGAGUCAGGCGGUGUGCAGGGUCCUUGCAAGCCCAGUGUCCCUGCUGCUGUGCGCCAGUAU